AUGUGGGCACUGAUAGCCUUGCUGCUGCUGGAUCCAAGGAUUGGAAGAGCUGCCACCAUGGAUAAGCCCAUUCUGUCCUUGCACCCACCCUGGACCACAAUCUUUAAGGGGGAACGGGUAACCCUGAGGUGUGAUGGGUACCACCCCUUGCUCCUGGAGCUCCGGCCAAUCAGCACAUUGUGGUACUUGGGGCACCUGCUACUUCCCUCACAUAAGAAGAGCAUCGAGGUGCAGACACCAGGGGUGUAUCGAUGUCAGACCCGAGGGGCACCUGUCAGUGAUCCAAUCCACCUCUCUGUGUCCAAUGAUUGGCUGAUCCUACAGGUUCCCUAUGCCAUGGUGUUUGAGGGUGAACAACUAGUGAUACGCUGCCGAGGCUGGUAUGACAAAGUUGUUUACAAGCUCCACUACUACAAGGAUGGGCACGUCAUGCGCUACUUCCAGUCUAGUGCCAACUACACGAUACCCCAUGCACAGGCCAGUGAUAGUGGACACUACCAGUGCUCAGGAACCCUGCGUAUCCCAGUGGAGAGUACCCCUAUGUUCUCUGCCAAGGUGGUGGUUACCAUCCAAGAGCUGUUUGCAUCUCCCGUGCUGAAAGUGGUGCACAAACCUGAGUCCCGCAGUGGGGGUGGGGUGACCCUUCGCUGUGAAACAAGUCUGCACCCCCAGAAGCGGGACACGCCGCUGCAGUUUUCCUUCUACAAGUACAGCCGCCCUGUGCGCCGCUUUGACUGGGGAGCUGAGUAUACCGUCCCGGAAACUGAGACCGAGGACCUGGAAUCGUACUGGUGUGAAGCUGCCACUGUGGCCCGCAGCGUGCGCAAACGCAGCCCUUGGUUGCAACUCUCAGGGAAGGGUUCCUUCUCCAGCACAUCGUCCAUCACAACCCGAGCUCCUGUACCAGCAGCCAUAUCCAAGAACCCCAUUUCAAAGCCCCUCUCCUUCAGAAAGCCUCCUGAUCCCAGAUCUGUGCCCUCCAUCACCUCUGCCCCAAACUCCACCUUGACCAGGACCCUUGCCUCUAUGCCAAGCAUUCCCACUCCUGGGCCCACUGCUUGCACUCCUCUAACAUCCUUGGGUCAAUCUACCUACUCUUUGAAGUCCAACAUGGACCUAUUCCUUCAGGAAAUGCAGCUGCUUAAAGGCCUUCUGAGACAAGUGGUACUAGAGCUGAAGGAGCCACACACAGUUUUGGGGCUCAGAGGGAUACCAGAAAUACCUAUCUUAGAUUUGGGGGUGAGCCCAGCCACUCCAGAGGUCACAGGAAGGGGUUAA
This is a messenger RNA of Vombatus ursinus (common wombat), 1278 nucleotides long. It is a transcript of the gene FCRLB, whose product is annotated as Fc receptor like B. Gene Ontology annotation, molecular function: transmembrane signaling receptor activity. The coding region runs from base 1 to 1278 and encodes 425 amino acids. The transcript has 6 exons. The record is from RefSeq and is a predicted model, not a curated record. Gene Ontology annotation, biological process: negative regulation of immune response; cell surface receptor signaling pathway. Lineage: Eukaryota; Metazoa; Chordata; Mammalia; Diprotodontia; Vombatidae.